GCUGCAAUUUCCUGCACUUUGUUGUGAGUCACCUCCAGAAUGAUGAAGAAAGUUGCCAGUCUCAGCUGAGACUUUACAUGUACUUGUGGUCAGGAGAACCUGUAGGUGUUUCCAACGGGUCUCCUUGUAAUUGGUUGCCUUGUCAGACUUAUGGCCAGGGUGCAUGGCGGGGUAAGGCAAAAGGGAGGGGAGAGGAGAGCUUAAGCAGCACAAAACCUCAACCAGGCGAAAAUUGCCAGCGGGGCCCGUGCCAUGGCGGCAGAUAUAAGGUGGUGUUGCGCCCCUCGAAUUUGGCAGAUUAACAGCAAGAUGUCGGAAGAUGUUGGUCGAAGGGGUUUCCGUUGUCUGGAGUGCGGAGGAAGUAAUGUUUUUCAGCGCCGAGUCCAGAAGCCAAAUAUUUUGCUGAAUGGGGGGCGUCCAUACCAGAAGUGCUACGGCUGUCGUGAUCUCUUUUGGCUCGAUGGCAAAGGCCUCUGGCCUACUAACCCGCCUUGCCCAGAAUGUAAGAUCCCUUGCCGUCUGCAACUUUGUAGAGGAGGAUCUGGCUGUCAAUCGUGCUGUGCUUAUGGAACCUGUGGCUACUAUGAGCCGAGAACUGUGGCAGAGGCAGAAGUGUGGAUAGAGGAAUUCCGACGUCAGGUGCAGAUAGAUCUUAGCCGUCUCGCUCUCGAAGAGGCAUUUCUCAGGAGGUGUGGGCUGCGAGAGGAAGCUCUGGAGAUGAGGCGUCUUUUUGAGCGGCGCCGAACCUUGAAGAGGGAAGAGGAUGAGGCGCUUGAAAUGAAGGGGUUCUUGCGGCGAAGACGGGGUUUGACUAUGGGGGAUGCGAACAUCUGAAGCUUGGGGGCAGUGUGCAGUUCGAGUCAAAUGUAAAGCCACAAAGGCUUUAGCGCGGGCUCAUGAUGUGUUAUGGGGUAUUUUCGCAAGUGCUAGGGAAAGAAAAGAGAUGGGGACUUACCCUGUGGCUUUAUUCCACAGGUGCGCCUAGGGAGAGCUGACGCCGCAAGGAGGGAAAUUGAUUGUUUUCUGAUGGGAU
Aspergillus homomorphus CBS 101889 is the source of this 1033-nucleotide messenger RNA. RefSeq lists its product as uncharacterized. NCBI's taxonomy places the organism in Eukaryota, Fungi, Ascomycota, Eurotiomycetes, Eurotiales, Aspergillaceae. The record is from RefSeq and is a predicted model, not a curated record. The transcript has a single exon. The coding region runs from base 253 to 834 and encodes 193 amino acids.